AUGUUUGAAGCGAGCGGCGAACCAAAAGUAAAAGGGAAUAUGGAGCCUGAUGUUGCUUCUGAUUACGUAUUUAUUUACCUCGUUAAAACAGCAGCCAGUUUGGAAAGCGUAAUCGCAAUGUCGUCGUCGACUCAGGUCGACUCCAAUAUUCCGAAGAGCAAUAUGCAUGCAUGGCCGCAGGAAAGAAUAGGUGAUAAUAAAAAUACUUGGGAACGUGCAAUUGAACGAUUCUUCCAAGAUGUGUAUGCUUGA
Messenger RNA from Paraglomus occultum, 252 nucleotides. NCBI's taxonomy places the organism in Eukaryota, Fungi, Glomeromycota, Glomeromycetes, Paraglomerales, Paraglomeraceae. The record is from the annotation of a GenBank genome assembly.